CUUGACCUUUGGUAAUCCCCGGCAAAUUGACUAAAGUUUAUUGUGCUUUGAAUAAAGUUGACGCGCGUAAAUUGCUUAAGCGCAGAGGCUCACCUGACCCACACCUGACACAGCCGCCCACCAAGCUCUCCCUCCCCCAAGGUGUGACACGGCCAGCAAGAUGUAUGGCAUGCUAUAUGAGAGCGUGCAGCACUAUAUACAGGAGGAGUAUGGGAUAGAGACGUGGAAGAAGAUAUGCCAGAUAGUCGACUGCAAGCACAACACAUUUAAGACUCAUCAGAUAUAUCCGGACAAGCUGAUGCCGGAUAUUGCGGCUGCCCUGUCCGCCUGUACGGGCGAGUCCUUUGACUUUUGCAUGAAUUUCUUCGGGAAGUGUUUCGUGCGAUUCUUCAGCAAUUUUGGCUAUGACAAGAUGAUACGUUCGACGGGUCGAUACUUUUGCGAUUUCCUGCAGUCCAUCGAUAAUAUACACCUGCAGAUGAGAUUCACAUAUCCGAAGAUGAAGUCGCCCAGUAUGCAGCUAACCAAUAUGGAUGAUAAUGGAGCGGUCAUAUUAUAUCGCAGUGGACGCACAGGGAUGUCCAAGUAUCUCAUCGGACAGAUGACGGAGGUGGCCAAGGAGUUCUAUGGCCUGGAAAUGACAGCCUAUGUAAUAGAAAGCCAAAACGAUAUAAGUGGUGGGACAGCAGGACCAAUCAAGCUGUCGGAUGGUCCAUUGACGGUUAUAGUAAAGUAUCGUCUGGACUUUGAUAACCGCGACUAUAUGGCGAAACGUGUCAACAUUGUCGCCCAUCCUACCCAGCUUAUGAUGCCCCAUGUGGACUUGAAUGUUUUCCUUGAGCUGUUUCCAUUCACUAUUGUUUUGAAUCAUGAUAUGAAGAUCACUUUAGCUGGCGAGAAGAUAAUUGAGACGUGGAUAUUGCAUAAUCCGGGUGUUAAUCCAAAAAGCUUUAUUGGCACCCAUGUCAUGGAUGUGUUCAAGUGCCGUCGGCCAAAGGACACGAAAAUCGACUGGACCACCAUUUUACAGAUGCGAACAGUUCUCUUCGAGAUGGAGCUGAUUCGCACCGGGCACAAUCGGGCUGCAUACGAUAAGGCCCUUACAAUGGACUAUGAGAACCUCGAUGAAUUGAGCUUAAACGAGGCCCAGACUAUGGCAUUAGCUAAAGCCGAUGAGUUUGAGAAGGAGCAAGUGAAAGAGCAAGCAGAAGCGGCAGCUUCCAAGGAGGAAAUCGAUCCAGCCACAGGACAGCGCAGGCCGUCCGUGGGUCUGCGUUCUAUUCUCCUCAAAGGACAGAUGUUCUAUAUCAAGGAUGUUGACUCGCUGAUCUUUCUUUGCAGUCCCCUGAUAGAGAAUCUGGAUGAGCUGCAUAGUAUUGGUCUGUACCUGAAUGAUCUCAACCCGCAUGGUCUGAGCCGUGAGCUUGUUAUGGCGGGCUGGCAGCAUUGCUCCAAGCUGGAAAUUAUGUUUGAAAAAGAAGAGCAGCGAUCUGAUGAACUGGAAAAGUCGUUGGAGUUAGCUGAUUCCUGGAAGAGGCAGGGAGAUGAACUUCUCUACUCCAUGAUACCGCGACCCAUUGCGGAACGCAUGCGCAUGGGCCAAGAGCAUGUCUGCCAGAGCUUUGAAGAGGUUUCCGUAAUUUUCAUUGAAGUGAUGAACAUCUACGAUAGCGGAUCAACAAAUGUUCAGGAAGCAAUGCAAGCAGUCAACACCUUAAACAAAGUUUUCUCUGCGCUCGACGAGGAGAUCAUAUCACCCUUCGUCUAUAAGGUGGAAACUGUGGGCAUGGUCUAUAUGGCUGUGUCUGGAGCCCCUGAUAUUAAUCCACUCCAUGCCCAGCAUGCCUGCGACCUGGCGUUGCGCGUCAUCAAGAAAGUGAAAGCCCACAAUCUGCCGGAUGUGGCUAUUCGAGUGGGCAUCAACUCUGGGCCGGUGGUGGCGGGUGUUGUGGGCAUGAAGGUGCCGAGGUACUGCCUCUUUGGCGACACUGUGAACACGGCCUCACGCAUGGAGAGCAGCUGCGAUCCUUGGAAGAUACAACUAUCUAACUAUACGGCCAUGAAAGUGCGUGAGGUGGGGUACAAGGUGGAGGCACGCGGCUUCGUAAAAGUCAAGGGCAAGGGCGAUAUGGAAACCUAUUGGUUGCUCGAGGGACCAGAAUAAUUAUAAAUGUAUUAUUUAAAUUUUGUAGUCAAUAAAAGUCGAUAUUUGUGGA
Messenger RNA from Drosophila hydei, 2216 nucleotides. RefSeq names its product soluble guanylate cyclase 89Db (gene Gyc89Db). The transcript is spliced from 2 exons. Gene Ontology annotation, molecular function: heme binding; oxygen sensor activity; guanylate cyclase activity. The record is from RefSeq and is a predicted model, not a curated record. Gene Ontology annotation, cellular component: guanylate cyclase complex, soluble. Bases 161 to 2164 code for a protein of 667 amino acids. Gene Ontology annotation, biological process: response to oxygen levels; cGMP biosynthetic process; nitric oxide-cGMP-mediated signaling. NCBI's taxonomy places the organism in Eukaryota, Metazoa, Arthropoda, Insecta, Diptera, Drosophilidae.